AUGGCAAGUGUUAAUCCAAGUGACGAUGAUAACCUAAUGAAGAGUCUGAUGAAGUGCAUGAAAUGUUUUUGUGAGCAGUGCGAUGAGCAUGGUGUGUACGCGGUCGCUUGUGGAUUCUGUGUGGAUUGUCAGGAAUACAUAUGUGACAUGUGUAUGGUGUACCAUAAAAGAUACCUGCCCGGUCAUACCCAACAGGAUAAAUACACCAUGCCUCAGGAUUUCUGCUUUGAAAAAUGUGGCAAUCAUCAAGAAAAGGCUAUCAAAUAUUUCUGUCAAAAAUGCGACAAGCUUGCCUGUGUAAAAUGCAAACAAGAAGACCACAAAAGCUGCAGUCUGGAUCAUAUUCCCUCCCUUAUACAUAGAAACGUUCUUGAUGUCAGCAGUGAGAUGAUAACUUUAAAAGAAAAAAUUGAUAAUAUGUCUAAAACACUGGAAGAAACGAAAGAGAAAAUAAACCAAAACUUUUCUAAAGUUUUUUCUCAAGAAAAUGACGCAAAAUCAAGAGUUAAGCAGGGCAUUGUGGAAAAGAAAAAGAAUUUCAAGAGACAAAUGGAUGAGGUGAUUAAUGCAUUUGACAAAAGAAUGGAUGAAAUAAUAGCAAAGCUUAAAGAAGAAAGGCAUGAAAAGGUGGCUUGGCUUGCAGAACAGAAGAAAAUAUUUGAAAGACAACUCAGUGAAGGGGUAGAAGAAGUACAAUUUGAAAUAGAAAAGUUUGUAGUAGCAGAUCAAGCGAAAUUAAAUGCCCUUCAACAAGAUUGCAAGGAAGUAACAGACGAUUUAAAGUCACUGAGGUAUGAUCUAGAACUGAAACGGAAUAUUGGCCAACAAGGCAAUCUCUUUGUAACGUUUAAAAAGCUGCAACCAGACAUUACUAAAUGCCAUGAAAAAAUGAAAACUUUGAUUGAAAAGAAUAAAAUCAGUGACUAUGAAAAUUUAUUCCGAAGAUGUGUCCUUGACUUUUGA
Messenger RNA from Mercenaria mercenaria, 963 nucleotides. Its product is annotated as transcription intermediary factor 1-alpha-like. Gene Ontology annotation, molecular function: zinc ion binding. The coding region runs from base 1 to 963 and encodes 320 amino acids. The record is from RefSeq and is a predicted model, not a curated record. NCBI's taxonomy places the organism in Eukaryota, Metazoa, Mollusca, Bivalvia, Venerida, Veneridae. The transcript has a single exon.